GACGUCAUCUUUGGCCCCGGAAGCGGAAGUUCUUUCCUUUCUUGUUUCUGCUUCGUAUAGAGACACACAGCGGUGAGUUCUCCUCUCACUUUAAUCUGACUUUAAUCUGCUUUUCAGACGAUGGCUCCUCGUAAAGGGAAGGAAAAGAAGGAGGAGCAGGUGAUCAGUCUGGGUCCUCAGGUCGCUGAAGGAGAGAACGUGUUCGGAGUCUGUCACAUCUUCGCCUCCUUCAACGACACCUUCGUCCACGUCACCGACCUCUCCGGAAAGGAGACGAUCUGCCGUGUGACCGGUGGGAUGAAGGUGAAGGCCGACAGAGACGAGUCGUCUCCGUACGCCGCCAUGUUGGCCGCUCAGGACGUCGCUCAGCGCUGCAAAGAGCUCGGCAUCACGGCACUGCACAUCAAGCUGAGAGCUACGGGGGGGAACAGGACCAAGACUCCCGGUCCUGGAGCUCAGUCUGCUCUCAGAGCUCUGGCUCGGUCUGGGAUGAAGAUCGGACGCAUCGAGGACGUGACUCCGAUCCCGUCAGACUCCACCAGGAGGAAGGGUGGACGCCGUGGUCGUCGUCUGUAACCUCUGACCCCACGCCGUCUGACAACAAUAAAAACAUUAAACGUCCA
This is a messenger RNA of Sander lucioperca (pikeperch), 623 nucleotides long. RefSeq names its product ribosomal protein S14 (gene rps14). Gene Ontology annotation, biological process: maturation of SSU-rRNA from tricistronic rRNA transcript (SSU-rRNA, 5.8S rRNA, LSU-rRNA); ribosomal small subunit assembly; translation. Gene Ontology annotation, molecular function: small ribosomal subunit rRNA binding; mRNA 5'-UTR binding; structural constituent of ribosome. NCBI's taxonomy places the organism in Eukaryota, Metazoa, Chordata, Actinopteri, Perciformes, Percidae. Bases 121 to 576 code for a protein of 151 amino acids. The transcript is spliced from 5 exons. The record is from RefSeq and is a predicted model, not a curated record. Gene Ontology annotation, cellular component: ribosome; cytosolic small ribosomal subunit.